Pygocentrus nattereri (red-bellied piranha) is the source of this 1250-nucleotide messenger RNA. RefSeq names its product thrombopoietin (gene thpo). Gene Ontology annotation, molecular function: hormone activity; cytokine activity. The record is from RefSeq and is a predicted model, not a curated record. The coding region runs from base 221 to 757 and encodes 178 amino acids. Lineage: Eukaryota; Metazoa; Chordata; Actinopteri; Characiformes; Serrasalmidae. Gene Ontology annotation, biological process: cell population proliferation. The transcript has 5 exons. Gene Ontology annotation, cellular component: extracellular region.
AGGGUUUAGGAAACAGGCCUCUCCCCAUGUUCUCCUUUAACUCGGCGUAGUGAGUGACAGGAAAGACCAGACGAGAUAAAAACUGGCUGAGCGAGUGCGGGGGCGAUGUGCUGGACAGGACAAAUGGUGGACAGGAGUACGUUUAACCGGGUUAUUCCUCACUUUCUCUUUAAAAUGGAGUGGAACGGAACGUAACGUUUGACCGCUGUGCUAACCGGGCAUGGAUCUGAGCAAGGUGCUGCUUGUGCUGCUGAGUGUGGUCGUCUCUGAACUGUCUGAGGUUCAGGCCAAACCGCUGGACUUCGUGUGCGACAGUGAGGCCAGGAGGGUAAUGAACAAGGUCAAGGAGCUUGAAGAGGACAUGGUGGACUGCGGCGCCGCGGCCUCCCUGCCUGCUCCCAUCCGACUGCCCUGCAUCAGAGUUCAUAAAGCGACCUGGGCGAAGAAACCUGUCCGGCAGCGUCAGGCCGAAGUCCUGCUGUCUCUGGGUUCUUUGGUGCAGGAUGUCCGGCGAGCGCAGGCUCAGAGCCAGCCGAGCUGUGGGCUAAACCUGCUGGAGCGUUUGGAGCGCAGCAUCAGUAACUACCAGCAUGUGCUGACACAACUCCACAGCGAGCAGAGGGAGUCAGAGAGCGCCCAGGAUCCGGUCUGUCUGGGGCAGAACUCUCAGGAUUUCGGGGUGAUUCUGAGGCACUUAGACCGGCUGAUCUCUGGAAAGCUGGAAUUGCUUGUUACGGACAUGGCUCAGGCCUGUUAGAGAAAGAUUCACACUUCCAGACUCUCCAAGGCGCCUUCUUCGCCUUCAGCACGGCACCGUGUUGGCAGAUGAGUCCUUUCAUCAUGAGCCUGAAGCCACCUUCAAGAAAAUGGAGGGCCAGACACAGACACUGGACGCCUCCGUCUGCUGGGGUUUAAUAAGAAAAGAUGGAGCCACAGCGCCAUCUGCUGGGGAAAGGUUGUACUGCUGGGACAAACUGAGUCCGGAUGAGUCAUGAAGCAAAGCAGGAGGCAAAUGUAAUGAAAAUGUAACUGAACUGCUGGAUUCUUUUAUUUUUAUGUUUUUUGGACUGUAAAUAAAAAAAAGAUUAUUUUUAUAUAGAGAAGUUGCAUUUUACCUGAAAAGAAAGGCACUAACAUCGUCACUGAUGCACUCCUGAUGCACUCCUGAUGCACUCCUGAUGCACUCCUAAUGCACUCCUCUCAUCAUUUGAUGACAUUGUUUUUUAAACUUCAUUACAGCAUCAAUGAAC